Molecule: messenger RNA, 457 nt
Organism: Impatiens glandulifera
Lineage: Eukaryota; Viridiplantae; Streptophyta; Magnoliopsida; Ericales; Balsaminaceae
Product: 60S ribosomal protein L39-1
Exons: 3
Coding region: 114-269 (51 amino acids)
Biological process (GO): translation
Cellular component (GO): ribosome; cytosolic large ribosomal subunit
Molecular function (GO): structural constituent of ribosome
Source: RefSeq, a predicted model, not a curated record
GUGGAAGGCUGAAUGCACUAUAAAAUAGAACUUCACAAUUAGGGUUUUCAGAUAUUGGAUUUCUCAGUCUCGCUCCAGCCGCAUCUGAAGAUCCGCAGCAGGGGAGCUCCAAGAUGCCGUCGCACAAGUCGUUGAAGAUUAAGUUGAAGCUCGGGAAGAAGAUGAGGCAGAACAGGCCCAUCCCUCAUUGGAUUCGUCUGAGGACUGAUAACACCAUCAGGUACAAUGCCAAGCGUAGGCACUGGCGCCGAACAAAGCUAGGGUUUUGAGUGUCGACCUGUUUACUUUAUUUUAGGUAUUUUAUAUCUUCGUGGGAUUGGAGAUCUAGUUUAUGUGUUUUGAACAAUAUACAACUCUAAUUUUCUAUUAUUAUGUUUGGUUUUAUGUAAGAUCCCGUACUCUGAAUGAUGAUUCUAUUUUGUUGAAAUUGCAAUGGUUGUUUCUUGUUUGAAUUGAA